This is a messenger RNA of Alligator sinensis (Chinese alligator), 978 nucleotides long. RefSeq names its product olfactory receptor 14I1-like. Gene Ontology annotation, biological process: G protein-coupled receptor signaling pathway. Gene Ontology annotation, cellular component: membrane. The record is from RefSeq and is a predicted model, not a curated record. Lineage: Eukaryota; Metazoa; Chordata; Crocodylia; Alligatoridae. The transcript has a single exon. Gene Ontology annotation, molecular function: G protein-coupled receptor activity; olfactory receptor activity; odorant binding. The coding region runs from base 22 to 978 and encodes 318 amino acids.
UUGCAAAAUGCACUAAGGAAGAUGUCCAACUGGACCACUGUAACCGAGUUCCUCCUCCUGGGCUUCUCGGACACUCGGGAGCUGCAGAUCUUACGCUUUGUCAUCUUUCUCUCAGCAUACCUGGCAGCUCUGGUGGGGAACCUCCUUGUUAUCACUGCUGUAACUACGGACCACCACCUCCACAGCCCCAUGUACUACUUCUUGGUGAAUUUGUCCGUCCUUGACCUUGGAUCCAUCUCUGUCAACAUCCCCACGUCAAUAGCCAAUUCUCCCUCAAACAUCAGGACAAUCUCCUAUUUCGGAUGUGUGGCCCAGGUCUUCCUCUUCCCACUCUUUUGUAUAGCUGAUCUUGCCUUCCUCACCAUCAUGGCAUAUGACCGGUAUGUUGCCAUCUGCAAGCCACUGCAUUAUCGGAUGAUAAUGAACAAGAGAGCUUGUAUUCAAAUGGCUGCCGGUGCAUGGGUCAGUGCUAUUUUCUAUUCUGCAUUGCACAGUUGGAGCAUAUUCAGCAAACCCUUCUGCCAUUCCAACAUAAUCAAUCAGUUUUUCUGUGAAAUCCCCCAGCUCCUCAAGCUGCUCUGCUCGGCUGCAUAUCUCGGAGAACUGAGGGUUAUUGCAUUUUGUAUGUGUUUAGUGUCAAGCUAUUUUGCUUUCAUAGUUGUGUCAUAUGUUCAGAUCUUACCUACAGUGCUGAGAUUGCCCUCUGAAGAAGGCCGGAAUAAAGCCUUUUCUACCUGCCUUCCUCACCUCAUUGUGGUCUCCUUGCUUGUGAGCACCGGCACAUUUGCCUACAUGAAACCCACUUCGAGGUCCUACUCUGCUCUGGACCUUAGCAUAGCUGCUCUGUAUUCUGUGGUUCCUCCAUUGAUGAAUCCAUUUAUUUACAGCAUAAGGAACAAGGAGCUGAAGGCUUCUUUGAGGAACCUUAUCUGUAGGAUGUUAUUUGGCAGUAAGAACAAAUUUGUCUCCCUCUCAUGA